Brassica oleracea var. oleracea is the source of this 486-nucleotide messenger RNA. RefSeq lists its product as uncharacterized. The transcript has 2 exons. The coding region runs from base 1 to 486 and encodes 161 amino acids. NCBI's taxonomy places the organism in Eukaryota, Viridiplantae, Streptophyta, Magnoliopsida, Brassicales, Brassicaceae. The record is from RefSeq and is a predicted model, not a curated record.
AUGGAUAUGAAGAAUGAUUUUCUUCAAGGAGAGCUGGAGGAUGAGGUUUACAUGAGGCCACCUACGGGUAUGGAAGAUAUGGUUAAGCCAGAGAAUGUUCUAAGGUUGAAGAAAGCAAUCUAUGGAUUAAAACAGUCACCGAGAGCUUGUGACAAGGAAGGUAUCAUCUUGACUAAAGCUUUCCUUAAGACAUCCUUUGAUAUUAAAGACUUGGGGGAGUUAAAGUACUUCCUAGGGAUUGAGAUAUGUCGAUCAAAAGAAGGAUUAUUCCUAUUCCAAAGGAAGUACACUCUUGAUUUGUUGAGUGAGGCAGGUGAGCUUGGAUCAAGAGUAGCAAAGACUCCUCUUGAAGAUGGCUAUAAAGUGCUGCGUGAGGGGGAGUUUGAAGACAAACCCUAUGAAGAUGUCAAACACUAUAGGAGAAUGGUUGGGAAGCUCAUUUACCUUAUCAUAACCAGACCAGACGUGUGUUUUGCAGUCAAUUAA